This is a messenger RNA of Nomia melanderi (Alkali bee), 2667 nucleotides long. RefSeq names its product dnaJ homolog subfamily C member 1. The record is from RefSeq and is a predicted model, not a curated record. Gene Ontology annotation, cellular component: endomembrane system. Lineage: Eukaryota; Metazoa; Arthropoda; Insecta; Hymenoptera; Halictidae.
GCGAAAGUAACACGCGUUCCUUGAAAUCAAAUGAACCAAUGAUAGACAAUUCACGUGGCAGAAUCGCUGUCGUUCUUUCAGUUUAUUUUAGUGUAUUGUAAACUCACGUUUUAGGCUACUAUUUAUAUUUGUAUUGUUAUAUUUAUAUUUCUAUGUUUAUUAUGAAUUAAUAUUUUGUGAUAGAUAUCAGUUGAUGGUUUACUGUAAAUUCAUUGUGUAAUAUUUAUUAUAAUAUCCAAUGGAAAGCAGGAAAUUGUUAUGGAAUAAUAAAUAAUGGAAAUACAAUGUCGCGACCUUAGAACGGAUCUUUAGACCGUGCAAAGUGCAGAGGUCUCUUGAGUCGCUAUGUAACACGGACACACACGUACACCAUCAUAGGAAUCCCACUUUUUCCAUACUUCAACGGCACACAUAGCCUACGUUUCCUGAACAACGUAACCUCUUUGGAAGCUUGCGAUGUGGCACUUUCCGUUUUAACGUGUUUUCCUUUAUUUCUUGACCGACGUGUACGUCGGGGACAGAAGCGAUGAUUGCCGCGUGAACACGUCAGAACGCGUUAAAUGUGAAAGUCGUCGAUGAAUAUGGUUGUACAUACGUAGCAGAGAAUACAAAAAAAUGAAAUUGUCAUUUCUAUUUCUCGGUGUUUUAUGUUUUCUCGACGUGUAUCAGUUCACGAACGCUUGGGACAAUGACGAAUUGGAGGUGUUCGAUGUCGUCGAAGAAGUCAAUCAAAACUUUUAUGAUGUCCUCGGUGUCCCACAGACCGCGAAUGCCUCGGAGAUUAAGAAGGCAUUUAGGCGACUGUCCCUACAGUUGCAUCCAGAUAAGAACUCCGCGGAGGACGCGGAACAGCAGUUUAGGAAGCUAGUUGCUGUAUAUGAUGUAUUGAAAGAUUCUGGGAAGCGGCAACGUUACGAUAAUGUAUUGGUGAAUGGACUGCCAAACUGGCGGUCGGCUGUAUAUUAUUACCGCCAUGUGCGGAAAAUGGGGCUUGUAGAAUUAAGUAUAAUUUUAUUCUUAGUCUUUACGGUUGGACAAUAUCUAGUAGCAUGGGGUGCAUACUUUGAGAAGAGAUAUACAUAUGAGCAAGUGUUAGGCAGUAAACUUCAAAAGAUGCAGAAAAAGAAUAAAAAGGGGAAAAUGGAUGUACCAGAUUUAGCAGAUAUUUUGGAAAAGAUUCCUACGCCGAGCAUUUGGAAUACUCUUCCAUUCCAAUUUCCACGAUGGAUUGUAAAUUUUACUUUAUCCAUACCCAGUAUUGUGCGUGCAAUGUUUAAUCUGCUAGAAGAAAGAAAACGCAGGAAAAAAGAGGAAGAGGAGGCAUUAGCACAAGAGAAUGAACAACCAGAAAUCGAGCCCGUGUCUCGUACUAGAAGGCGGAGACCUGCGUUCACUCCGCAAGAAAGGAGUGGUAACAAUUACAAAGAUGUCACAAAGAAAACCAAUGAUCAAACUAAUCAUAUUUAUCAAAAAGCAACUGCAUCCAGUGGAGCGUUAUGGGUGGAUGAUGACAUAUUAGAACUAAUAAAACUUGUGAAAAAAUACCCUAGUGGUACACCAGAGCGAUGGGAUAAGAUUGCAGAGACCAUGAAUCGUACAGUUGCAGAUGUAACAUACAUGGCAAAGAAGGUGAAAGAUGAAGGCUUAAAGCCCGGCUCCUUUCAGGAGGAAACUGUGGUAGAAGAACGUCCAAAAAAGAUAAAAACGCGUGUUGAAAACGCAGAUAAUGCCAACGAUUGGAGUCAAGAUCAGCAAAAAGCGUUCGAAGCAGCGCUUAUAAAGUAUCGUAAAGGCGGGUCUGUAGAUAGGUGGGAAAAGAUAGCGAAUUGCGUUGAAGGGAAAACAAAGGACGAGUGCCAAACGAGGUAUAGGCAGUUGGUGGAAUUAGUUAAAAAGAAGCAACAAACUCAGUAGCCUGCCAUGUACAAGAUGUUCCUUCGACAAAACGUGUAGUCCAUACAAUCAAGUCCAGAAAUGGUAUUCAAUUUAUAUCUCGUGAAACUGAAUAUUUCCAAGGCUGUUGUACAACAUUUCAUAUGAAUGAAUUACAGAUUUCUUAAGGAUUCUCUUAUACAAAAAUUAAACGAUUAAAAUAUAAUUGCAUUAAGAGUGACAGAACUUUAUACGUAAAGAGGAGAUAUUGCUCUUACUAUUAUUAAAUGUUUCUGGAGAAUGUAUUUAUUUAAUAAAUUUAAUAAUUAAUUAAGAGGAAAAGACUGACAAAAUAUAAUGAUUGAACACUCUCCUGUUCUUUGAGACUGACAUUCUACUUGUACCGGUAUCAUUCAUCUAAUUAUGCACUUCACUUCUCCACAAAUACAAAAGACAGUGUAUGAUACAAUAUCACAGCACAUAAUACUUUGCUAUUUCUGUAACGAGGAUUAAUCACGCAUAAUCUGCAUUGCAUUUGUUAAAAUGAGAUGUACCAUGCAGUCCAUCUCACAUAUUUUUAGAAAUAUUAUCGAUUCUCUAAUUUAAUAUUAUACAUUUAUGCAAUGCACAGUUGUUCUAUAUAAACGUUAUCAUUUACUUUAUUCUAUAAGAUUUACGGUGUAAGAAAAGAAGCGUUAUCGAAAAGAUUAGUGUAAAUAUAUAUAUUAUUUCAAUGUAAAUGUAUUUCCCGAUUUCAUUUGAUAUUACAGUAAUUCAUUCAAUUUUGUAUUAUAC